Molecule: messenger RNA, 4485 nt
Organism: Poecilia reticulata (guppy)
Lineage: Eukaryota; Metazoa; Chordata; Actinopteri; Cyprinodontiformes; Poeciliidae
Product: putative cytochrome P450 120
Biological process (GO): sterol metabolic process
Molecular function (GO): oxidoreductase activity, acting on paired donors, with incorporation or reduction of molecular oxygen; heme binding; monooxygenase activity
Source: RefSeq, a predicted model, not a curated record
CCCGAUUCAUUUUGACGCGUCGGACGUCGGUCAGGCGAACAUUCAUUGCUAGCUGGUUUCUACUAACUUGAUACAGAAGUCGGUUCUGUUUAGUUAAAACUUCGUAUUAUCACUAGCAGGCUGAAUGCGGUCUAACUGCAAUUUCUUUUUUUGAGGAACGUAUUCAGUUUACACUUUAGAGAUAAAAGCGCAUAGGUCUCGGUCCAGAAUGUCUAAACUACCAGGAAAUGCAGGUGUCUCGUUGCUUGGUGACAAGACCUUGGACUUCUACCGGGAUCCGGUGAUCUUCUGCCGGCAGAGAAUUGAAAAACACAGCAGCAGAGUGUUCCUAUGCCGCUUAAUAAACAAACCGACCGUCUUUAUCUGCUCUGUCGAGGGGAUGCGAGAGCUGCUCUGUGAAAAGUCUAACAUAUUUCUGAAGGACCCAACUGAUUUUAUGACAAACGUAUAUGGAGACACUGUUGUCACCAUGAAUGGUGAGGAGGCCUGCCUCCUCCGUCUGUCUCUCAACCACUUGUUUACAGGAACAUGUCUGGAAUCCUCAAGUAACUACAUGUCCAGUGUAUGUGAUCACUGCUUAAAGAAUCUCUCAAUCAGUGAGCAGCCACAGUCUGUUUACUCCAUCUUUAAACGUCUGGGGGCGGAGUUGGUGUUGGGUCUUUUCCUGAAUGUACGAGCCGAGGAUCAGCCUGAGGUUUUCCAGGAAAUCAUGGAGCUCUGCACAGAACAUUGGCACGGUUUGAUCUCGGUUCCAGUAACUGUGAAGGUACCUUUGUGGACAUCGGGUUUCGCCAAAGCUCUGGAUGCCAGAAGCAAACUGAUGGAGAUCAUCAAAGACAAAUUAGAGAAUGAUACAGAGGGUUUUGUCGGCGCUUUGGGUUCCCUGCCAUUUCCCAACGCUGGUUCUGCUGCUCAACAUCUCCUCCUGCUCAUCUCAGCUCUCAUUCCUAAAGCUCUGGCAUCGCUGCUCACCUCCUUCACUCUGGCUCUUGGAGGACCUGAACAGAGGGAAAGUCGUCAAGAAGCCAUCCGUAACCCUGACCACCUUCACAGAGUUCUCCUGGAGGUGCAGAGACUGUGGCCGCCCUUCAUUGGUGGACGCAGAAUAGCUGAAAAGGAAUCCACCCUCGCAGACUUCUGUGUUCCUAAAGAUUAUGGCGCAGUGUAUGUCAGCUACUUCAUCCACCGUGACCCAGAGGUGUUCCAGCAGCCCGAUAGCUUCCUGCCAGAAAGAUGGAGUGGGAGGAAUGCAGGCCAGGAGCAUUUGCUGUGUUCUUUUGGCAAUGGGCCCAGAAGCUGCAUUGGUUCGACUCUUACUGAGAUCUUUAUUAAGGAAGUUUGCAGAUACCUGCUAAAGAAAUACGACUGGUGUUUGGAUCCUCCGUCGCAGGACUUUCAGUACAAAUGGCUGCCUGUGUCCCGCCCCGCCAACCUUCCCAGUGUGUCCUUCACCCGAUUGGAUCAAACCGUAUCAGAAUGAGAUUACGCCGGGGACACGUAGCCUCCGGCUGUGUUUUAUUGAACAAACAUGUGUGCCUUGCAUGCUGGGGGAAUGUCUGGAGAUGUGAAGGAGGGAUGCCGGCAAACUGCAAGGCUUUCCCCCUCCUGUGCAUAACCUUGUAAUCGUGCCAGGGAAAGCUGGGGGGGGUGCUGGUUGUGCUUUAUCUGUUCCUCUGCCAGAUAUUCUGCAGCGUUCCUUGAUUGCUCUGCAAGCGAAGGCAGUACAGAUGAGUCAUUCUUCUAUUGUGGAAUCUGAAACAGACUCAGAAAUGUUAUAGAUAUAUUUUUUAAACUACGAAUUCACUCAGAUGCAAGUCUUGUUUUUAAAAACUGCAAUCUGCCUCGAUUGCUGUUCAGUUUGGGAUAAGCCUUGAUGUUUCUGAGUGGAGGUGUGCGUGUCUGAAGCAGAAACUCUGUAGCAUUAGUAUUCAUGUCGCUUCAUUCCAGAGGAUCGCACGUCAUGUGUCACACGGGAACAUGGGUAAACCCUCAGAUUCCAUCACUGCCUGCAAACCUGAACCCACUUCUUACCCCUCCACCCCACCUAGCAACAACCACUGCUUAGCAACAGUUCAUCAUACAGAUCCUAUCUUGCUUCCUUUUAGUAUGCAUGUCUCACACAAAUACACACACACACACGCACACACACGCGCGCACACACUAUUCUUGCUUAUAUUUUGAAUUGCCUGAAAAAAUAAAAGAAUAUACUGUUUAGGCAUUUCUUUUAUUUUCUAUUCUUUUUUUUUGCUCUUAAUUGUUUCAGAUCAAACUCAAUUUAGUAGCAAAUAACCUGGGUGAAUAGAAAAUGUAGCUCUUUAAUGAUUAUUUUAUUUAUCAAAUGGGGGAAAAAGCUAUCUGAAGUAACUCAACUCUAUAGGAAACAUUUUUUAUCCCCUAAACCUUGGCUGUACAACACUUAUCAAAAAUGGAUGUUUUUUUUUACAUUGCUUUGAAAAGAUUUUGGCCCACUCUUUUAUGCACAGUUGUUUUAUUUCAGCCAUAUUUAAAAGUUUUUGAGCUUCAGCAACCGGCUUAAUGAUGUUUCACAUCAUCUUAUUUAGAUUUGUCUUCAAUCAGAUGUUUGAGUGUUUGAGUAUACCACUCUUGUCUUCUGUGAGUCUAAACUUAAGGUUAAGGCAGUCCAGUGAAUUAGUUUUGAGGUUCUUCCGGUAGAGAGCAGAAUUCCUGUUUCCAUUAGAGUUGAUUUUCGCAGCUAUUCGCCACAAAAUGUGACCACAACUCCCUUUGAUUUGCAGAAAUCUGCAAUUGUUCAAAUUUCCACCGUAUAUCAGAAAAGCAUGCAGGUUUUCAUAGACUGUCCUAAAUUUUGCAUGAGUAAGAAGUACAAUCUAGAAAAAUACUAAUAACAUAACUUUGAUAUUCCUUAAGCUAUUAGAUGCCAUGUUAUUUCACAAUGAAGAGCUGUAACGGUAUGUUCAUGUUGAUCUCUGUAGGCGGUGUGAUCCCUUAUCGAUCUCAGGAACAUUUUAUUUGUCACGCGGUCCACCACACAACAAACCCCCUGUUCUCUCUGCAGCACACACACUCCACGGUAAAGACUGUAUCCAUGCCUGCCUUGCUCGCAUCUCUGAGUUGUCAGUGUGUCUCUGUUUCUCGUGUGCACACACUCGCGGACAUACAUCACAUAGGAUCUGGCAGAAAAUGGGGUUCUUGUGAGCGAGGCUGGUAUGACUCAUUGUUCCUCCUGGACUUGGCUGUCAGCUAAAGCUUCUGUUAGCAACUGUUUGGGACAGGCAAAAUGACUCAUAGUGAAUCUUAUGCAUAGGAGCACAUGGCUCUGUUUUAUUUGGCUAUAUCCUUUUUUUUUUUUUUUCGCUUUUUGAUUUCUGCAGAGAAGGAAUAAGAAGUACCUGUACUUGGUAAUGGCUUCAAAUCAUUUUUAUUAUCCUUGAGCCUUUUCACAUAAUUACAUAGGAAUUUAGUUGACUUGGAAUGAGCAUGCCAGACCACCUCUUCACAUAAUCAGCCGCAUUUGUAAAUAAGACGCCUGUGCGGUCUUAACAAUAUCCUUUUGAAUUUCGCAUUGAGUGCAUUUUAGGAAUGUGCUGAGCAGAAGUGUGUGCAGAUUACAAUGAAGUGCAACUCAUUGAGAAGUAGGCUAAAGCCUUAGCAUUCAUUAUGGCAUUCAUUAUGUAGAUAGGGAUCCUGUAAUACAUUGCACUGUGUGCGUCAUUCGUAUGUAAGUAGUGUGUAGGAGGCUACAGCAGAAAAAAAAUGCAUUAGGCUAAAUGUGCAGAGGUAAAAACUAAGGACUCAUUGUUUUUCAGCAGCAUGAUUAUUUAUAAAAUCCCACAUCUCUAAUUAAAUGUCGGAAAAGCUGAAAAAAUAAACAGAAUAAUGCACCAGGGGUCAUUUUCUGUCCUUUAUAUUUGAGAAAAACAAGAGUUUGUCAGUCAGUCUCGCACACAGGAGGACGAAUGCUGGAUCCAGAUGGCAGAACAAAGCCUGAGGUCGGGUUUAAUGAGCAAAGUUAAUUACCACAUGACCGCUCUGUCGGUCCACUCGCAGUGGACUGAUAGACCGUUAUGGUGUGUACAACAGGAAGCGAACGAAGUGCACCAUACCCCCUGCAAGUGCGACACAUGUUUGGACAGAAAAACAGCAGGUACCCCUGUUCAGCUAACAAACUCCAACAUGCAGUCAAGGUAAACGAGGCCCUCAAAACAGACGGAGUAUUCACAACAGGAGGUGCAGCAGAGAGAUGCCCCUUCACUGUGUCAAUUGAUGCAUAUUUCUGUACAAUAACGGGUGCAGAAAUAUGCUAUCAUGUUAUAUAAGCUGUGUUGAGUUUAGAUAACAUGGAGAAAUCCAGACUCUUUAAACUUUACAACUUAAAGAGUCAUUUUACUUUUAGGAAGGUCAAAACGUAUUUAAAUAUCACAACUUUCUGAAAAAGAGAUAUUUUCAGAUGAAGUAUACUCUCGCAAAAUUUCUUGUAAUAUUUAAAGAGCCAGCGUUUUAUUU